CCGGGUACCCGCGGGCGCCGCCUUCCCGCGCUUUGCCCGGGGUUCCCCGGAGUCUCUCGGGCCCCGCCGCCUCCUGCGCGCAGUGGUCACCUCCCGGGAAAGGUUGCCCUCAUUUGCCCGGUCGUCGUGUCACGCCGGCUCCGCGCCGGGCAGGGAGGGCGGAGGCGCUUAUGAAUGGGAGACCCUCGCAGGUUGUGGCAGAGUCAGCGAACGUUUAGAGCCGGGAAGACAACAAAGUUGGAAGUGGUCUCCCUAAGCUGCCCCUUGUGCGGAUCGGGAUCCCGAGCCCCGGAGCAGGAAGGAGCUCCCGAGCCAGCUGCUGAGCGUUGGUACUGAAGGCUCACGAAUCAGUUUAAUUAACUCAAGUUGAUCUGUCUGGCUGCCACCAUGUCCCAUGCCUUCUUCAAGCCAAAGCUACGCGUAAUUUGAAACAGGGAUAUGAGCUGCCCAUCAUAAGCUCCUGAGAGCUGCCCUCCACGGAGCCCAGCAGAGGAGCGGGCAAACAUGAGAUCCAAUCCUGCCAUCCAAGCUGCCAUUGACCUCACGGCAGGGGCCGCAGGUAAUCCCAGAGAAAACCCAUCCUUUGUUCCUCAAAUACCUUCUGCAGGGGGCACAGCAUGUGUACUCACCGGGCAGCCCUUCGACACCAUGAAAGUGAAGAUGCAGACGUUCCCCGACCUGUACAGGGGCCUCACCGACUGCUGCCUGAAGACCUACUCCCAGGUGGGCUUCCGGGGCUUCUACAAGGGGACCAGCCCAGCGCUGAUAGCCAAUAUCGCCGAGAACUCCGUCCUCUUCAUGUGCUACGGAUUCUGCCAGCAGGUGGUACGGAAAGUGGUUGGAUUGGAAAAGCAGGCGAAGCUGAGUGAUCUGCAGAAUGCAGCUGCUGGUUCCUUUGCCUCUGCCUUUGCUGCUCUGGUCCUCUGCCCCACCGAGCUCGUGAAGUGCCGGCUGCAGACCAUGUAUGAAAUGGAGACGUCGGGAAAGAUAGCCAAAAGCCAGAACACAGUUUGGUCUGUCGUGAAGAGUAUCCUUAGGAAGGACGGCCCCUUGGGCUUCUACCAUGGACUCUCGAGCACUUUACUUCGAGAAGUACCGGGCUACUUCUUCUUCUUCGGUGGCUAUGAGCUGAGCCGAUCGUUUUUUGCAUCGGGGAGAUCAAAAGAUGAACUAGGCCCUGUCCCUUUGAUGUUAAGUGGUGGAUUUGGUGGAAUCUGCCUCUGGCUUGCUGUUUACCCAGUGGAUUGUAUCAAAUCCAGAAUUCAAGUUCUCUCCAUGUCUGGAAAACAGGCAGGAUUUAUUGGAACUUUUAUAAGCAUCGUGAAAAAUGAAGGAGUAACGGCCUUAUAUUCUGGACUGAAACCUACCAUGAUUCGCGCGUUCCCUGCCAAUGGGGCACUCUUUUUGGCCUAUGAAUACAGCAGGAAGUUGAUGAUGAGCCAGUUCGAAGCAUACUGAAGUGUUCUGGCAAACCUUGAUCCAAGUGAAGGUGUUUGAGGACUGCAGUUCUCAGAGUUUCAAGGAGUACAAGACCGAUGCGGAAUUUUUUGAUUUUGUGGGAAUUUUUUUUUUGUCUUCCAUUUUUCUACCUUAUACCUUAAACUUUGUAGAAGAGCUUCUUUUAUAUAAUUUCUGCACAUAAUCGUAUUGAAAUGGAGAAGUUGCUGCUCUUGUCCUUGGUGGGACAUACAGGGUGGGCUGCUGGCCCUAGGUACCUAAUAUGUUUAAUCUCAGAGCUCACUAGAAAAAAACAAGAGGUAAUCAUGUUUCCUGAGAAUGGUUAUAAAUGCUUAAUCCAUUCUAGAUGUGGGUCUCUUUUAAAAUCUGCUUAGCACAUACCCUAUAAUAAGUGGUUCAAGUUUUUAAAGAGUUUUCCUGUGGUGCUUGAAAACUAAGGCGUCCGUCUAGAUUCUAAAGAGGAGAAUAUACCUGCAUACUGGUGUGGCCUCCGUGUUCUUAAGUUUCAGAGUAAGCGUCCUGGAUUUUCCCAAGAUGCUCCUCUGUGGAAACAGUGCCCUCCAUUGUCUUCCAGGUGGGAUCACAUUCCAGGCUCGGACAUAUUGUUGGGUGUGGCCUAGAGCCUGGCCCUCGCCUGUGCCAGCCCCUCCUCCUGUCCCCAGGAGCUCCUCUCUGCUGGGCUUGAGCUCAAGGAAGGGGCUGAGGGGAGGGGCCUGGCGUGCUUUGUGAAGACUGUGGCCGACAGCUGCCCUGAGCUGCUGCCUCUGUGUCCUGGCCUGGGUGGGAUUCCAGAGAAGUCUGUCGGACCACCUAUGGGCUGCUGAUCCACUUUGGACCACGCCCUCCUUGCCUCUGCCAAUCGGAAGCCCUUCCUGGGAGCAGAGUGCCAAAGCCAAGAGAGGCCCUGGCUCCGCGUCCGGGGACAGAGUGGUGGUGCUUGUGGGCAAAGCGGUCUCCUUUCAGAGGGAACCGGAGUGUCGUGCUUGCACUCCCCGUGAGCGGUGUCAGGGCUGACCCAGGCUGAAGCUUGUCUCGGGAUCCCUGACUCCUUGCCAUGCUGGAGCCUUUAAUAGGGGGUACUGGCUGUCGUGAAUUUCAGUGAUGUGGUCUCUGGGGUGUGACUUAAUAAAUCAAUGAGGCUAAGAUAAUUUCAUUAAACUAUGCCUUAUGUAUGCACUAAUAACAAACCCCGGUUCAUCUGACUCCUGUAGACUCGGGAUGGGCAGCUGUUCCCUGGCCGUCUGGUUUACGGGAGCCCUUGUCGUCACCAGUGAAGUAAGCCGCCUCAUUCUGUGCUGCUACGAGACCCCCCAGGCCUCUAAUAAAGAGUUCUUAAUCCACCCCUGCGGCUGAUGUGUUGAUAAUGAUCCACACUGGUAUGUCCGCCCCUGUCGGCAGAACGGAAGCGUCGUGUGAGACCUCCAGUUUCCACAAGUUUUUGUUCUCCCUGCAGCCUCGGUGGUGACUCCAGCCAGAAGCCAGAGGGUCAGGAAGGCCAGCUGCUGGCAGACAAGUUUAGCGGAGCGGGGAUGCCCGGUGGGCUCCAGAGCUAUGCCUGGUCUAACGUUUGCCUUUUCUUGAAAAGCAAUUUUUCUACCUUACUUUUGUCCGUACUUAAAUGGUCAGUAGCUACUGAGUGGUGCUUCUUCUGAACAGGCCUGGAUUGAAGCAACAAUAGCAAAUGGCACCGGCUUCCCCCAGGAAGUGACCUGCUCCGGAGCCCAGCGGGCCCCUGUUGUCUAAGUCCUGUUGGCAGUAGGUCUUCUCACAUGUCGUCCUGUAAAGAUUUAACUGAAUAUCUUCAACAGAAACUGUCUGAGGCAAGUAAGAGUGAGUGGGAGUAAUGAAUGGAAACUUAAGACAGAGUUGGGUUUUUUUACGUUUCAUUCUAUUUACUUAAUUCAUGGUUCAGUAUUUGGGUACAAUUUGUACCAUUUCAAAUCUGUACUCCAGACAAAAAUAGUAACUUGAAAUACUGUGUUUAAAGAAAUUCUCGUGUUCUAUCAUUAAAUUAUUUGCCUAAUAGUUGACUGUAUGAUUUAAGUACUUUACGUGCUAAGAACCAGCUGUCAGGAAUGUUUGAGUUAUGUAUGGUGAUGUUUCAAGGUGAUGGUUUUAUUGCAAUGAGCAUUGUUACUUUUGUCAGCAAGAUUCCUGAUGUAAAAUAACUACUGAUAUAAAUACAUAUUCUGUAUACACUGCAGUUACAAAACGUGGCCCACUAGAAUUACUCUCCCUCCACCAGGCUGUAUGUGAUGUGACUGAUUUGGCAGGAUGCCAUUUUUUUUCCCUCCCUGCGGUACGCGGGCCUCUCACUGCUGCGGCCCCUCCCGUUGCGGAGCACAGGCUCCGGACGCGCAGGCUCAGCGGCCACGGCUCACGG
This is a messenger RNA of Physeter macrocephalus (sperm whale), 3841 nucleotides long. It is a transcript of the gene SLC25A15, whose product is annotated as solute carrier family 25 member 15. Lineage: Eukaryota; Metazoa; Chordata; Mammalia; Artiodactyla; Physeteridae. Gene Ontology annotation, biological process: mitochondrial L-ornithine transmembrane transport. The transcript is spliced from 8 exons. Gene Ontology annotation, molecular function: L-ornithine transmembrane transporter activity. Bases 505 to 1458 code for a protein of 317 amino acids. Gene Ontology annotation, cellular component: mitochondrion. The record is from RefSeq and is a predicted model, not a curated record.